AUACAGCAGGUUAAGCAGAGCUAAAAAUAUUUAAAUAUGAAAGUAAAAAAGGAAGAAAAAAAGAUUAGAGGAAGCUUAGAAAGAUCUUCAAAGAUCAAAAAAAGAAAAGAUAAAAAUCAUAUUCAAAAAGUGGAUCUUAAAUCCAGUAAACCCACAUUUUCUAAACUACAAGUAUUAAACAGCUUAAAAAAUGAGAAAUCUGAAAAUGGUGAGAAAUUAAAACGUGAGAAUGAUAAGAAAAUGUUUGGAAAAAGUUAUCAAAAAUCUAAAUUCAAUUCAGAGGAAAAAACGAAUUGGCCUCAAUUUAAAAAAGAAAAAAAGAUACUAAAAAUUAAACGUAAGGAAGGAAAGUAUAAAGAUUUAUCUACUUUAAUUAAGGAAGUAAAAGUUAUAUAUGAAAAACUGAAAUGCAGAAACACACCAAAUAAAGAUGAAUUAUCAGAAAAAUUAUUCGAUUUACUUUUGAAAGCCAAUUGCAUGCAAAAAUUUGUAUUAGCUCAUGAUACAUCAAGAAUAAUACAAUGUUUAUUCAGAUAUGCACCACAAAAAAUCAGAAAUAUAAUAUGCUCAGAAUUAUUACCCAUAACUGUAAGUAUGAUGCAAUCACGUUAUGCACACUUUUGUAUAACUACAAUGCUUAAAUACGCUAGCGAAGAUGCAAUAUCUCAACUGAUUGAAAGUUUAUAUGGAUCUGUUAUCAAACUUUGUUCACAUAAUAUUGCUGGUAAAAUAAUGGACACUAUUUAUUUUGAAAAAGCAUCAAAGAAUCAGAAAAUUUGUUUAAGACAGGAAUUUUACUCUGAUUUGCUUGUAAAAAUGAAAGAUUUGAAUGUUCAAAAACUUAAUGAUGCGUAUAAUAUAGUACAGAACUCGAAAGAGUUUAUUUUGGAAAAUGUGAAGAAUAAACUAACACAUUUAGUGAAUAAAAACGCAAUGGAUAAUUCGUUGGUACAUGAAAUUCUUCUGGAAUACAUAGAAGAAUGUCGUGAAGGCAAAAGUAAAGAGAACUGUGACGAGUUUAUAAAAAUUUGUAUUCCUGUAAUACCACAUUUAGUAACCACAAAAAAUGGGGCAAAAUCCGCAAUUUAUAUAUUUUGGUAUAGUCCAACAAAAGAACGCCGGGCUAUAUUAAAAAUUUUGAAGGAUCAUUUAUUAAAAAUUUGUACUCACGAACAUGGACAUCAAUUAAUUUUGGCAAUUGUCAAUGGAUUGGAUGACACUAAGGCUGUGAAAAAGUUAAUAAUUGAUCCUUUGAUGGAAAGUUUCCAUGAAAUACUUACAAAUCAGUACGGAAGAAAAGUAUUACAUUGGCUUAUUUCUCCAGCAGAUAAAGAAAUUUUCCACCCAAAUUUUAUAAACUUUUUAGAUAACGGACUAAUCUAUAGUAAAAAAGACAAAAAAAUGAGAAGAAACGAAAUAUUUGAGCAAAUAGAGCAGUUAAUAUUAGAAAAAAUUAAAGAAAACCCCAGAAUUUGCAUUUCAAAUAGCAGCAUCGGCUUACUUGUAAGUGCAUUUUUAAAAGAAAUUUCAGGUGAUAAAAGUCGGGAAAUAUUUCAAUUAAUAUCAAUGGAAAUAUCUUCACCAACCUGGAAAGUUGAAAAUUGCGUCGAAGAAUUAGCAAUUGAGGAUACUGGGAUGCAUCAUGUACUGAAAAAAAUUCUAAAGCAAGAUAUUACAAGAAAAGAAAAAGGGGAAGCAACUUUGGCUGAAGAAUUAUUAAAAAAUCUUUCUGACAAUACAAUUGGGUUGUGGAUUGCUAAAAACCGGGGCUGUUUUGUAUUGAUUUUAUUGUUUGAAGCAUUAGAUAAAGAAAAGCAAGAAUAUUUCAAAAAAAAUUUUAAAUUACACACGAAUACUUUGGAAAAGUCUCCACAUACUGGAGCUAAAAUAUUAUUGCAAAAAAUAAAAAGUUAAUUCCAUUAAUUUAUUAUUUAAUAUCUUUAUUUAAUUCAAAAUUGAUAAGCACUGACUUUUUUACGUUUUGAUUAAAAUAAAUGUUAUC
Messenger RNA from Condylostylus longicornis, 2002 nucleotides. RefSeq names its product protein penguin (gene peng). Gene Ontology annotation, biological process: regulation of translation. NCBI's taxonomy places the organism in Eukaryota, Metazoa, Arthropoda, Insecta, Diptera, Dolichopodidae. The record is from RefSeq and is a predicted model, not a curated record. Gene Ontology annotation, cellular component: nucleolus. Gene Ontology annotation, molecular function: mRNA binding. Bases 37 to 1914 code for a protein of 625 amino acids. The transcript is spliced from 3 exons.